Messenger RNA from Mauremys mutica (yellowpond turtle), 7620 nucleotides. It is a transcript of the gene KL, whose product is annotated as klotho. Bases 2 to 3019 code for a protein of 1005 amino acids. Gene Ontology annotation, biological process: carbohydrate metabolic process. NCBI's taxonomy places the organism in Eukaryota, Metazoa, Chordata, Testudines, Geoemydidae. The record is from RefSeq and is a predicted model, not a curated record. The transcript has 5 exons. Gene Ontology annotation, molecular function: hydrolase activity, hydrolyzing O-glycosyl compounds.
CAUGACACCUGCGGCCCCGCUCCCCCUGCUGCUGCUGCUGCUGCUCUGCCUGCUGAGCGGCCGCCGGCUGCGCGGGGAGCCCGGGCAAGGCGCGGGCACCUGGGCUCGCUUCGCCCGCCUGCCCUACCCGGAGGACGAGCUCUUCCUCUACGACACCUUCCCCGCGGGCUUCCUGUGGGGGGCGGGCAGCGCCGCGUACCAGGCCGAGGGGGGCUGGCGCCAGGACGGCAAAGGCGCCUCGGUGUGGGACACCUUCGCGCACCGGGCGGCGCCGGCCGGCGCCCCCCAGCCCCAGCCCCCGCCCCAGCCGCUGCCCGCGGCGCCCGCCGGCGGGGACGUGGCCAGCGACAGCUACAACAACCUGUUCCGCGACACGGAGGGGCUGCGGCGCCUGGGCGUCUCCCACUACCGCUUCUCGCUCUCCUGGGCGCGCCUGCUGCCCAACGGCACCGCGCCCCCCAGCGCCGCCGGCCUGGCGCACUACGGCCGCCUGCUGGCCCGCCUGCGGCAGCUGGGCGUGGAGCCCGUGGUGACCCUCUACCACUGGGACCUGCCGCAGCGCCUGCAGGACGCCUACGGGGGCUGGGCCAGCCCGGCCCUGGCCGAGCUGUUCCGGGACUACGCCGAGCUCUGCUUCAGGCACUUCGGCGGCCAGGUCCGCUACUGGCUCACCAUGGACAACCCCUACGUGGUGGCCUGGCACGGCUACGCCACCGGCAGGCUGCCCCCGGGCGUCAAGGGCGGCCCGCCGCUGGGCUACAGGGCGGCGCACAACCUCCUCCAGGCCCACGCCAAAGUCUGGCAUCUCUACAAUGAUCGUUUUCGUCCAUCUCAAGGAGGCCAAGUGUCCAUUGCCCUCAGCUCCCACUGGAUAAAACCUCAAACUAUGACUGAACAAGACAUACAAGAAUGUCAAAAAUCCCUUGACUUUGUGCUGGGCUGGUUUGCUAAACCCAUAUUUAUUGAUGGGGACUACCCUCAGGGCAUGAAGAGUAACCUCUCAUCUCUGCUGCCUGAAUUCAGUGAUGCAGAGAAGAAGUACAUCAAGGGAACAGCUGACUUUUUUGCUCUUUCUUUUGGAGCAACUCUGAGUUUCCAGCUCUUGGACUCUCAGAUGAAAUUCCAUCAGUUGGAAUCACUAAGCCUGAGGCAGCUCCUUUAUUGGAUAAGCUGUGAAUAUAACAAGCCCAAAAUAUUCAUUGUGGAGAACAGCUGGUUUGUCUCUGGUAGCACCAAGCGUGAUGAUGCCAAGUAUAUUUAUUAUCUCAAGAAGUUCAUUAUGGAAACUUUAAAAGCCAUCAGAUAUGAUGAAGUUGAUGUCUUUGGGUACACCGUUUGGUCCCUCAUGGAUGGCUUUGAAUGGCAUAGAGGAUACAGCAUUAGACGUGGAUUAUUUUAUGUUGAUUUUCAAAGCCAUGACAAGAAGUUUUUGCCAAAGUCUUCAGCUUUGUUCUACCAAAAGCUAAUAGAGAGAAAUGGUUUCCCGCCUUUGCCUGAGAAUCAACCCAUAGAUGGGAAGUUUCCCUGCGACUUUGCUUGGGGAAUUGUUGAUAACUACAUUCAGGUAGACACAACCCCCACCCAAUUCCUUGACACUAAUGUAUACGUGUGGGAUGUUCACCACACUAAGAAGCUUAUUAAAGUUGAUGGAGUUGCUACCCCAAAACGUAAGCGUCAUUGUGUUGACUUUGCUGCCAUCAGGCUCCAGAUCUCGCUGCUGCAGGAAAUGCAUGUCACACAUUUUCAUUUUUCACUGAAAUGGUCUUUGAUUCUCCCUUUGGGUAACCUGUCUCAAAUCAACCACACAUUCCUGCACUAUUAUCAGUGUUUUGUUAGUGAACUUCUCAGAGUUAAUAUAACUCCUGUUGUAGCUUUAUGGCAACCUAUGGCUGAGAACCAAGGGCUUCCUGUUGUGCUAGCCAAAUAUGGAGCCUGGGAGAACCCAGAGACUGUUCAAGCCUUUGUUGAGUAUGCCAAGCUCUGCUUCAAAAGUCUUGGCCACCAUGUCAAAUUUUGGAUUACAAUGAAUGAACCCUAUGUGAGGAACCUGACAUACUCUGCAGGGCAUAAUCUGUUGAAAGCCCAUGCUAAAGCCUGGCACCUGUAUGACAAAGAAUUUAGAAGAUCUCAGAAAGGUAAAAUAUCUAUAGCUCUGCAAGCUGAUUGGGUAGAGCCAGCCUGUCCUUUUUCCAAAAAUGACCAAGAAGUUGCUGAUAGAGUUCUAGAAUUUGACAUUGGCUGGCUUGCUGAGCCCAUCUUUGGGAACGGUGACUAUCCACAUGUGAUGAGAGAAUGGCUUCACCAAAGAAACAGCAUUGAUUUAUACAAUUUCCACUUGCCUUAUUUCUCUGAAGAAGAAAAGAAAUUAAUCCAAGGCUCAUUUGAUUUUUUAGCCUUAAGUCAUUACACUACUAUUCUUGUGGACUGGGAAAAAGAAGAUGCACUGAAGUAUGAUCACUAUCUUCAAGUUCAAAUGAUAAAAGACAUCACAUGGCUGAACUCCCCAAGCAGAGCCGCAGUGGUGCCCUGGGGACUGCGCAAAAUGCUCAAGUGGGUUAAAUCCAAGUAUGGGGAUGUCCCUGUUUAUAUUACAGCCAAUGGAAUUGAUGAUGAUCAGAAUAUGGUUCAAGAUAAACUGAGAGUAUAUUACAUACAAAAUUAUAUCAAUGAAGCUUUAAAAGCAUACACCUUGGAUAAUGUCAACCUACGGGGAUAUUUUGUCUAUUCUUUUAAUGACAGGACUGCUCCCAAAUACGGCCUCUAUCGUUACAUUGCUAAUCAGUAUGAGCCGAAGCCUUCCAUGAAACAUUACAGAGAAAUAAUUGACAAUAAUGGUUUUCCCAGUUCAGAAACUCCUGAUAGACUGUGCCCAGAAAUGCUUGUCUUGUGCCCUGAAUGCAACCUUUUCCAAACCAGAAAAUCUUUAUUAGCUUUUAUAUCUUUUAUAUUUUUUGCUUUUAUUGUUACUGUAUUCUUCAUUAUUUACUACUCUAGGAGGGUUGAAAGAAGGUAUAAAUAGUGCUGCCCCUUCGCAUCCAGCACUCGCUACUCCUUCAUCUGCAUUCCCUUGAGAAUUCUGAAAUAACGGCACACAAGGUUGCAAUCACUUCAAUACUAGGGAACCAGUUGCACUUUAUAGUACUGUGAAGCACUGAAGUUGAAAAUGGAUUGUGAACAUAGGGCCCUGAAAUCCUUCUCUGUGUUUUAGUACUUCUGGUUUAUGACAGAUUCUUGAUUGUUGUCAUCAAAUUUAUCUCAGAACUUUGAUUGAGGCCCUUUAUUUGGGCAGGUUUUUUUCCACUCAGGUAAAGGUAUUUUUUAAAAAGGCCUGCAAUUAGCCUGAUGGUGGAGACACAAACAAAGGUAUUAACUUAGAUGUAAAUUGGGUUUGGUUUUACUUUAAGACAUAUUGUAGUGGAAAAAUACAGAUGUAGAGUUCUCAGGGUGAAAGAUUGAUGAGAAACAAAAGAAACCAUCUCCCCAAACCAGGUGUUAUGGCACCUGAUACCAAACAAACACAUGAUUUAAAUUAUCAGGAAAGCAGAGACUCAACAACUAUAUGUACCACAAGGGAAAGGAGAGUCUUCUUGCUACAGCCGAGGACAGGGAGUGAAGAGAUGGGGAACUUUUUCCCUGCUGUGCUGGUGACUUUGGGUAAAUCACUUAACUGCAAAGCAGGCUGCUGGUCCCACACUCCCUACCUGCUCUGUCUCUAUUGGUGCUGUCACCCUGCCAGUCUACUGUCCUGGCUCCAGGCUGUGGAGCCGACCCAGCUCCGCCUUGCUGUGUCUAACCUGACAAAUCCAUCGGGAAACAGCAGCAAGGGGAAUUGACUCAUGUUUGGAGGGCAGUAAAGGUGGUUGCUGGCAAGGGGGCAGGCAGUGUUUAAUUUAUGCCAGGGCUUGCCAGGGCUGAGCCCCAGCACCUCCAGGCUUGGUAGUUCAUAGCCCUGGCACCUCUGGGCUUGCUGCAUCAGUUAUAAAAAUAAAAAAAUUGCUUGAACCCUGGCACCUAAUUGCUUGAGCCCCAGCACCUCUUUCAUUACAAGUUAAACACUGAGGGUAGGUUCCAUGCCUUGGAGAUGAGGGAGAGUUAAAGAGGAUUAAAGGGUCUUAUUUUGUUUGGUGAGGGGGGAGAGUAGUAACUGAAGGAUCUGGGGUGCUCCCAGUUGACAAAUGGGAGAACUGCACUGACCUUUGCUGUGCUUGAAAGCAGGAAAGUGUAUGUCUUAUGAGGGUGCAGGGGGCAAAUGCAGCAUGGUCCCAUACCACCACCUAGUAACCAGAACCUUUUCCUCCUACUUGUGCACCUUCCCCCAACAAUUUGUUUGAGUUUGAAUUAUGUUGGGUCUAGAGGCUUUAAGCCAGGGGUCCCCAACACGGUGCCUGCGGGUGCCAUGGCACCCGCCGAGGGCAUCUAAAUGCACCUGUGUACUGGCCAGCAGACGAGCAUCCGCCGAAAUGCAGCCGACAAGCAGCGUCAUCCAGAUUUUUGGCAGCAUUUCGGCAGCGAUGCCUAUCGCUGUUGCCACUUGUUGGCGGGUGCUCGUCUGCCGCCACGGUCAUCCGUGGAGACGAAAAAGGUUGGGGACCACUGCUUUAAGCAUUUAAAUUUCACACCUCUAGCCUGGUAACCUGCUGCCUUGUUUGCCAAAGAUUUAAGUCUUGCACCCCUUGCUUCUGAAGCUCACUUAUUUAUUCUCUAAGAGCUUGACCCAACUUCCAUUGGAGUCUUUUCCAUGGGUUGUAAUGGGAAUUGGAUCAGGCCUGGAUAACAUUCAGAUCCAGAAAUCCCAUUGAAUGUCUGAGCGACUUUCUCUUCUCUCUCAGUGGAAUAAAUUAGCAAAAAGAAGCAACACUGUUUAUUAAUAGAAUCAUAGAAAUUAGAGACAGGCAAAAUUACCUUUGGGCUUUUCCAAUCUGACUUACGAAUCAGUAUAUUAGGAGCCCACUCUGCAUAAUGCAGAACAGUGAUUGUUUUCUCUAUCUCCGUGCUUUCAUUGUCUUCAGAUGCAUUUAUGCUUCUAUUUCCAUAUUGCCACGUGAGUUAUGUUCAUCACUGGAGAGGAUUUUUUAAUCUAAUAUGCUCUGUGUCAAUUAUAAGUAGUUUAUCUAGCAGAAGCUGAUGUUGCUGUAUUGAAUGUGAAUGUUUAUCUACUGUAAAUUGAAAUUUAUAUGUGAAAUAUGCCUACUUUCAUUUACAAACUAGAUUACAUUUCUUUCCUAUUUAGGUUAUGUAGAGAAAUAGAAAAUAAUUAUUAUUCAGUCAUAGUGAUUAAUAUGUUUGUAUUUUAGUUUCAGACUUACAAGAGUCUCCAUUUGCACUUUUAUAUAUAUAUAUAUAUAUAUAUUAUAUAUAUAUAUAUAUAUAUAUAUAUAUUAUAUAUAUAUAUAUAUUAUAUAUAUUGCUAUGAGGAUUCAGGUGACAAAUUCUGGGUAGGUGAUAAAAUAUAGAAAAUGUAUAUUAGCCUGGGAAGGUUUGCUGAAGGAGAAUAUAUUUUCAAACUUUACUGUGUGUUGUUUCUACGUUUACCUGCUGCCAUACGGUGCUGCAUGGACUGUAAUACAAAAAGAUGGUUCUUGAUGACUACAUGAAGAGCUAUAUAGAUUUCAUUGUAAAGAGUCACCUAUUUAUAUAUUUAAUGUAUAGCUUACCUCAUGGUGUCAGGUGGAAAACUCAACUGAUGGUGAAAAGGACACUAUUUAAUGUCUACAUGGCCAAAUAUAUCUAUGUGCUAGUUUUCCUUGCUAUAACUAGGCUAGAAUAAUAAAUACUGGGCCUGAUUUUUAGAGUAGGUGAGCAUGUGCAGCUCUCACUGACUGCAUUGUGUGUGUGCAUAUGCUGAGCACCUCUGAAAAUCCUAACCUAAACCAAGUAUUUUAUAUUCCUACUCUCUUCCCCAUUGGUUGGCUAUUUAAAAUGUGUAUUUAACAUGCGGCUAGUUCACUACCUUGGUAUGAUGAAUGCAUUACUAUCUUGAGCUAGUCAUUUGUAAAGCCACAUUUUGAAAUGUUGGGCGCAGUGAGAGGCCCGAAGCGAGAAUGCCUGAAACCUGCAUUCCCAUCGAGGGGGACAUAAAUAGAGCAGCAAAAAGAUGGCAGGGGACAUGUCUGUUCCAUUUAUCUACAUCAGUGAUUGCACCAAUCACUUGUAAUAAACAACAACUUGUAAUAAAACCUGCGCCAUAGAAAAAACAACAACCUAAUUCCUAAACUGCAUUUAUACAGAGCAAGACACUUAGGAUGGACCAGUUGUAGUAAGAAUGUAUAAAGGCUUCUCACAAGUAGUAAUAGGAUAAAUGUGUUUGGUGUGGACUGGACUAAGUAUAGGAUUGUUUAGAGUUCCAUGGUUAGGUUGGCGUGUGAUCAGCCAGACGAUCAUGCUGUGCCAUUUUAAAAAUCACCACAGUGAAAAUUUCCACCUCUGAAAUCAGUAGAGGCCGAGCACCAUUAAACAAAUUAGCUGAUUAAGUAUCUGCAACCAUUGCAGGUUCUUCCAAUACUUAGAUUAGGUGAUACUGUAGUCAGUGAGUGGCAAAUGUUGAGUUUUCAAAUGGUGCUUACUGACUAUCUAGUGUAAGUAAAUCAGGGAUUCAUUUCAGUGACUUAAGAGAAACAUUAUCCCAUACAAUAAUGCUGCCGGCACCUGUAGAAAUAAUACAGCCUUUUGUGCUCUUACUUUCAAAACUGACUUUAAAUACCACUGAAGAACACUGACCUCAUGGAUUCAAUAUAAAUAUAUGCAGAAAUAUUUCCCACAAUAUCCUAUCUACUUUAGUACCAUAUGCAGGCUGUUUUAAAACUGAGCAAUCUCUUUUUAAUUAAUACAGGAGUGACCAAAGGAAAGUUUUUGGCCAAAUAACACCUUAGUGCUUAUAAAGUGCUUUACCUUUUCAGAACACUGUAUAACUCUGAGUGAAUUAAUUCCGCACCUUUAACAUGGCCCAAGCAAACUACAGGUUGAGCACAUGCCAGGGUAUAGACUCAGCAGUCUCCUUCAUUUUAUGGCCAUUAGGAGCAGAUCUCAGACUCCUUGAAAAUUGCCAAAAUGGCCCUUCAAUGGUCCAAGAUUGGACACCGUUCCCCUAAGGCUUGCGUAACAUUUGCACUAUGCUCCUGCAGAGUGAUUCAGCUCCUCCUCAGUAAUCAGGGUGUGGUACAGAUGGCAUUUUUUCGCGUUCGAUAUUUAUUUGUAAAUGGUGAUUUAACACUCUUCUGUGAAGAGAGCAUCGAUAGUAGCUUUUGCCAUGACUCGACAGCAAUGAGAUUUUAAUUUUUAAACAACAGAACACUAUUAUAAAAAUACUGUGAGAUCUAAACAUAGCAUAAUACUUUAGUUUUGAAAAUUAACAAGCCUUUGCAUCUGUUAAUAGGUGUUAAUAGGCUGUGUGAAAUGCAUAUGCUCAUGUUGUUUUUAACUGUGCUAAUAGAAUGUACAUUAUUGCCAAUUUACUGAAAGUUACAGCUCUAACACUGUUGUAAAAUAUGAAAUUAUAUUUUGAUUCAAAAUAUUUUUGUGAUACAGGUGGAAAUCUGCUGUUUUUAUGUCCCGGGGCAGGCUGUAAAGAAUGAAUGCUAAUAGAAAGUAUUUGCAAAAUGUAUGCAGUAUAUGUUGUAUUUA